This is a messenger RNA of Talaromyces proteolyticus, 1005 nucleotides long. RefSeq names its product UPF0041 domain protein. Gene Ontology annotation, molecular function: pyruvate transmembrane transporter activity. Lineage: Eukaryota; Fungi; Ascomycota; Eurotiomycetes; Eurotiales; Trichocomaceae. Gene Ontology annotation, biological process: pyruvate import into mitochondria. The record is from RefSeq and is a predicted model, not a curated record. The coding region runs from base 189 to 710 and encodes 173 amino acids. The transcript has 4 exons. Gene Ontology annotation, cellular component: mitochondrial inner membrane.
UUGGAAGGAAGGAAGGAAGUGGGAUAAUUGUUGAUCCCUGUCGAGACCCAUCGCCACUCUCCCUCUCUCUCCUUCACCGAGAAUCAAAUCCAUAUCGGAUCGAAAUCGGCCGGGUCGGUUUACAGCACCACCACAUCACUCUUAUCUCUAAACACCUCUAACACCAUUCGAUUAACGAUAAAGACGAGAUGUCUUCCUCUCGCGUCGGAUUUCGCUUCUUCGCAAACUCGCGCACCGCGUUCAAGAAUAUCCGCCAGAAUGGCAGCAAAGGGUUCCGGUUCCAGAGUUCCGAAGCCACGGCCGCGGGCGCCGAGCAGACAACCUUUCAGAAAUUGUGGAACAGCCCUGUUGGCGUGAAGACUGUUCAUUUCUGGGCCCCCGUCAUGAAGUGGAGUCUCGUCAUCGCUGGAAUCUCUGAUAUGACACGUCCCGCCGAGAAGCUUUCCCUGACGCAAAACCUCGCAUUGACGGCUACCGGUGCGAUUUGGACUCGGUGGUGCUUCAUCAUCAAGCCGCGCAACGUUCUUCUCGCCACGGUCAACUUCUUCCUCGGAUGCACUGGUCUCGUGCAAGUCACAAGAAUAUUGCUCUGGCGUCGCAGCCAGGAAGGCGGUUCGACUGCCGCCGCCGCAAAGCAUUUAGCUGAGGAGACUACGGAGAGUGCGAAGAGUGUUGCUGAGUCUGUGGAAAAUAAGGUUAAGUCUCAGUAGAUUUCUUAGUUCGGGUGAUUGAAAGACGGAGAUUAUUUUAGUAAUUUACUUAGGCAUUGUCUCAAUACAUGAUUUUCUUUUGUCCUUUUGUCUCUUUGGAUUGGAAGAGGAAAGAAAUUUAGAGGGCCAAUUCUUCUGAUACAACGGAUGUCAUGAAGCGGCUAGAAUGAUUCUUGAUUAAUUCAACGUUUGAAUAAUGAUGGCUGCGUGAUGGCUCUAGUGUAGGUUUACCUAGGGUCAAGGAUGAUGGAUAUGUAAUUAAACUACAUACAUUAAGCUAUGUUGAACUAUCAUG